AAUUAAUUCCAGAAGUGUCUACAUUAUUGGUGAAUUACCGACCAAUACGAUUCCGCCUUCUCUUUAAUCCUUCCAGUUCCCUCUCGAUCUUUCUCCAAACUUCUACUACAUUUACACCCCUUCAUAUAUAUAAACGCAAUUCAAUCUCCCAACCCAUCUCAGAAUUCGAAAAUUCAACAAACCAAACGUAAAUUCUUACAACAAAGCUCUCAUUUUUACCUCUUUUUCUCAUAACCCAUCUUUUACUUUCUCGUUUUUUAAUCAAAAACCGAAGUUUUUAUUUUUCUCUGUUUUUAUAAUUCCUAAUCCAAAACCCAGUUCUUGAAAUUUUGAUUCCAUGGCUUCCAAAUCCGAAGGCAAGGCAAUUGGUAUCGACUUGGGCACCACCUACAGUUGCGUUGGGGUGUGGCAAAACGAUCGUGUUGAGAUCAUAGCCAAUGAUCAAGGUAACAGAACAACACCUUCCUAUGUUGCUUUUACUGAUACAGAGCGGUUAAUCGGUGAUGCGGCGAAGAACCAAGUUGCUAUGAACCCUCAAAACACAGUCUUUGAUGCCAAGAGGUUGAUUGGGCGAAGGUUCUCUGAUGCUUCGGUUCAGGCCGACAUGAGGCACUGGCCUUUUAAGGUCAUUCCCGGCCCUGGAGACAAGCCAAUGAUUGUCGUUAACUAUAAAGGCGAAGAGAAGCAAUUCGCAGCUGAGGAGAUUUCGUCAAUGGUGUUGGUGAAGAUGAAGGAAAUUGCUGAAGCUUUUCUGGGUCAGACUAUUAAGAACGCUGUCGUUACUGUUCCGGCUUAUUUCAACGAUUCACAGAGGCAAGCCACCAAGGACGCCGGUGCCAUUUCUGGGCUUAAUGUGAUGAGAAUUAUCAACGAGCCAACGGCGGCUGCCAUUGCUUAUGGGCUUGACAAGAAGGCAUCUCGGUCCGGUGAACAGAACGUUCUGAUUUUCGAUCUUGGUGGGGGAACAUUCGAUGUUUCUCUUCUGACAAUUGAAGAAGGAAUCUUUGAAGUUAAGGCUACUGCUGGAGAUACUCAUCUUGGUGGUGAAGAUUUUGAUAACAGGCUUGUGAAUCACUUUGUUGCAGAGUUUAAGAGAAAGCACAAGAAAGAUGUUAGUGGCAAUGCUAGAGCUUUGAGGAGAUUGAGAACGGCAUGUGAGAGAGCAAAGAGGACUCUUUCUUCCACAACUCAAACCACAAUCGAAAUUGACUCACUUUAUGAAGGUAUUGAUUUCUACUCAACUAUUACUAGAGCAAGGUUUGAGGAAUUGAACAUGGACUUGUUUAGAAAAUGUAUGGAACCUGUUGAGAAAUGUUUGAGAGACUCCAAAAUCGACAAGAGUCAUGUUCAUGAGGUCGUUCUCGUUGGUGGGUCCACCAGGAUUCCCAAAGUUCAGCAACUUUUACAAGAUUUCUUCAAUGGCAAGGAACUCUGCAAAAGCAUAAACCCUGAUGAGGCAGUGGCUUAUGGGGCUGCAGUUCAAGCUGCAAUUCUCAGUGGUGAAGGGAAUGAGAAAGUCCAAGACUUGCUUCUCCUUGAUGUCACACCACUCAGCCUUGGAUUAGAAACAGCUGGUGGAGUAAUGACAGUGUUGAUUCCGAGGAACACAACGAUUCCAACCAAGAAAGAGCAAAUCUUUUCGACUUAUUCGGAUAACCAACCUGGAGUUUUGAUUCAGGUCUAUGAAGGUGAGAGAGCCAGAACCAAAGACAACAACCUUCUUGGGAAAUUUGAGCUCACUGGCAUUCCUCCUGCUCCAAGGGGUGUUCCUCAAAUCAAUGUCUGUUUCGAUAUCGAUGCUAAUGGGAUUCUGAAUGUGUCUGCUGAAGACAAGACUGCUGGUGUGAAGAACAAGAUUACUAUUACCAAUGACAAAGGGAGGUUGAGCAAGGAAGAGAUUGAGAGAUUGGUACAAGAGGCAGAGAAGUAUAAAGCUGAAGAUGAGGAAGUGAAGAAGAAGGUUGAUGCCAAGAAUUCAUUGGAGAAUUAUGCAUACAACAUGAGGAAUACCAUUAAGGAUGAGAAGAUUGCUGGGCAAUUAGACCCUACCGACAAGCAGAAGAUCGAAAAGGCGGUGGAUGAAGCCAUUGAAUGGCUUGAUGGGAAUCAAUUGGCUGAAGUUGAUGAGCUUGAGGACAAGUUAAAGGAGUUGGAGGGUGUUUGCAAUCCUAUCAUUGCUAAGAUGUACCAAGGUGGUGCCGGUGCUGGUGAUGUGCCUAUGGGUGGUGACAUGCCUAAUGCUUCUUCUGGUGGAGCUGCUGGUGCUGGGCCAAAGAUUGAAGAAGUUGAUUAAAAAUGUUUUCUUGAUUGUUGAAGUUGUGUUUUGGGAUUCUGCUGUUCUUGCUCUGUUUUUGGAUGAAUUGGGUGUUUGUGUUUUUCUUUUUCUUUUUUUUUUUUUCUAAGGAAAUUAGUAUUAGUAAUUCUGUUUUGUUAUGAUUUUCAGUCUUGAAAAACAUAUAUAAUGUACAAGUUUUUCAUUGUUUACUUAGAUUAAUGAUAUAAUAAUUGUUCACAAGA
Molecule: messenger RNA, 2517 nt
Organism: Cannabis sativa
Lineage: Eukaryota; Viridiplantae; Streptophyta; Magnoliopsida; Rosales; Cannabaceae
Product: heat shock 70 kDa protein
Exons: 1
Coding region: 338-2293 (651 amino acids)
Biological process (GO): cellular response to unfolded protein; protein refolding
Cellular component (GO): cytoplasm
Molecular function (GO): ATP-dependent protein folding chaperone; ATP binding; heat shock protein binding
Source: RefSeq, a predicted model, not a curated record